UCAUCUUAGGAAAAUAGAAAUGGGAAGAUCGGUUUAUGCAUUCAUACAGUGUGAAACGCUGUGGGUGAUGCAGACUUUCCCCUCCAUCCCCAGCGGAUAGCCAAAGCAAUACAGGCUGCAGCUUCACUCCUGUGGCAUAAUCAAGCAUGGUGAGCUUUUUUGAGAGCUGCAUCUUGGUCUACAGGCACCUUUGGAGACUUGCAGUCCUUUUCCAUUGUACAGGUCAUUUAUGGAUUUUGUAGACUACUUUUGCGGGGGUGGGAGUGGUUUACAUACAACAGUAGCACCUUUCAGCGAGCAGCCUUCUUCUGUUGAGCAACAGUGGAAAUUUGCUCUUGCAUUCAUCUUCCUGCAGCAGGCCAGGGGCUGAGGUACCACUCAGUGCAUUAUUCUUCAGUGGUCUGGCAUCUUUUAAAAGCUCCUGAAGGUAAAUUCUCCCAAGGCAACCUUCCUGACUUAGUGGACAAAACAGACUGCCCUGUAGAGGUCAGUUCUGCCCUAGAGCCUGCCUUUGCUUUUCAAAGUACUCCACAGCCUAGGUCCAUAUUAGACCUAGGAACUGGUGCCUGUACUAAUUCAGCUACUUUUCUUGCUGUCCCUCCCUUGAGCCUGCAGUCACUGCAAGCAUGAAGUGUGACUUGAACUUCAAACCAGCCUUCAAGGGUUUUCUGCAGGUGUGAUAGCCACCCUCUUGGGUUGAAGGAAUGACCUCUGCAGCUAGCUGCAUGAGCUGAGAAGCUGAUGUGCUAGCGAAGGACUCUUCUGCACGUGGGCUGGGUGGUGAUUGACACUCAGAGUGGGUGAGGUACUGGUACACAAAAGAUGGUGUCAGUGACUCAUUCUGCAACUCAGCCUGAAGUGUUAUUUUGAUUUGUACCGGAAAACUGUGCUAAGUCUUAUUGUGUGAUGCCUGUUCCACUACACCCUGCCUCAGUGAGCCCCAGUGCAGGUCUGUUCAGUGGAGGCCUGGACAUGACUCUACAAAGCCAUGCAAUGAGGGCCACGUCCCCUGGAGGGCGGGCAGCUGCCACCGGUUGGCCCUCUCCUUCUUGGGGAGUGCUAAUCUCUGGGGAAGAUCUAGAUUAGAUUAGUAUUCACAGCUUUUUCUCUUCAUAUAGCUCUGAUUCCCUGCAGGGUGACGUGCCCUCGCAGCCCUCCUGGUUAUUUCCCUGGUGUUCAGGUGUAGAUGUGCAUUGCCUCUAGGGGUGACUCAUCAAGUGUGUGGUUUCAUAUUUGGUGCAGAGUUGUGGUAGUGCAAGAGUGCAGCUUCACAUGCAUUUCCAGUUCAAUAAACUCUCAAGUUGGGUUCCCUAGUUAACUUCAGAUGCGAGUCUGUGAGGAGGCAUGGAGCUGCUGGCUGUUCCCCCAGCCCAGGGAAGAGCUCUGAUUAGAAGGACACUGAAGAUAGAUUAGAGUUGCAUCAUUUCACUGAUCAGCCUUAUUUAGCAAUUACUCUUUUUGCUUCCCAUUUUGUAGUACUAAAUUGUUCAUGGCUUGUGCCUGUACCUUUAAUGUUCCAAUAAUGAUUUUAGUUUUUGCAGUAAAACUCAUGAAAAGAAAUUUCAUACUCAGGAUAGUCAUCUUGUAGAACAAGAGACAAGGCUAAAGCAUCUUUAACGUUCCUCUGGCAGAGCACCUAAAUAAAAAAAAAUGAUAAGUAGUCUGGGCUAUUUCUGCUGCCAGCAGCACUUUCUUUCUCACAAGUAAAGGCAUUUUCAUGUGUUCAGGCUCUGUUCUCCCAUUAGGAAGGAUGCUUUGAUGUUGCUCUAUGAGCCCAAGGUCAUUCAGGUACCUGUGAAAAGCAAGGCUCCUAAAAACGGGCAUAAAAGCUUUAGCCAGCUAUUCAGGUACCUGCUCCUUCCACAGGGUUUCAGCUGUUUAUAUUAGCUCUAUAAUUUAGCAUUUUGAGGCAUUAACUUUUCACUGAAGCUGUUGUUUGAAAGAGCGGAUUUCAUGUUGCCCAUAAAGAAUUUAGUGCAGUCGUAGCCCAUGCUGAGCAGACACUUAAUCACCUAUAGGUUUCCUGUGCAUGAGCAGUCCUGUUGAGGCCAGUGGAGCUAUUCACACAAAUAAAGUUAAUUGCCCAUUUCUUCUAGCGUUUGCCAAACCAAGGCUUUGAUUCUCAGUGUUUCGCCAUGCUUUUUUGUAUCUGUGAUAUCCCUCUAAAACUCACAUACAACAGUUUGCUAGCAGUGAAACAACUAGCUCUUAUGAUUCAUUUCAUUUGAACUAUCAGGGAACCGUUAUAAUAACACAGUUUUGGAAUCAGUUUUACAGAUCUCAGACCUGUUUUAUAUCAAGUUAGGGUUUUUAUUUAAGUGAUUUAUAUCUCUCAAUCAUACUCCCACCAAAGCAGAACCACAGGAAAGCAGCCCGAGAAGAGAACGCCACUCCUCUGAGAUCCCCAUGUCUGCUCCUGGACCACCCCUCCCUAGACAUUAAUUGCAUCUCCUAAACUGCCUAAAACACUUCUACCCUCACACCUUCUCCAGAAAGCUGCUGCUUUUCCUCUACGUGAGCACAGCAGCAACCAGGGCCCAGCGGAGGCAGGGGGUCGUACCAGAGCUUGGCACUCUCACCAGCCCACGAGGUAGCAAGUGCCAGCUCCACCACAGGACACCUACCAGCCUCCCCCAGCUCUUAUUGCCAAAUUUAAAAGGUCUGUUACAGGAGUCUUGAGAAGAACAAGCUCCCUGCGAAGUGAGGAGAUGAAGGACCCAGCCAGGUAUGGGGGCAGGAUUUUGAAAAUGAUCUCAUGCCCUUCAGGUAGGAAAUCAGGGCACGCCAGCCCUUUUGGCGGUGGGGGGGGGGUGCCUUUCUGGAAGCAGCAGUAAUUCACACCCAGCUUUGUGAGGGUUUUUGCCCUCUGGCUGGGAGGAGCUUACAGGGAGUUUUUGUGUUAUGGGUGUCAGCUAGCUGGGAAGGGGCUCCCUCUUUGUGGGCCAGGAAGAGCCAUUAGUUGCAAUGAUUUUCCAUUGCUGGGUGCAUACUCCAUUUCUAAUGUGGCUGUUAGUCUGGAAACCUAAACCUGGGGGUUUAUAGUAUGGCUACAAGUGUUUAUUUUCUGUGAAAAUAAAGAACUCUUGAGCACUCUAACAGCCCUUCUGGCUCUGCCCCCAGUGCAAUGAAACUGUGGGUCUCCUCCCAGAGUAAUGGUGCUGGGUUGUUUCUAAAAAAUCUGAUUUGCUGCUAUGUGAACAUGGAGCUGGAAUCACAUUUCUCUGUGGCUGCUCUAGAGUAAUUUACAGUGUCGAUGUAGGUGUUUGGCCAAAAAAAGAACUGCCUCCAUUACUCUCUGACUGCCUUUAAGUAGCACCUAAGCUUUUUGUAAGGGCUUGGUGGUUUUGGGUUGCAUGUAAAUGUCAUUAACAGCGAGCUUUUGGCCAAAAGAAAUAACUUCUCCCCUCUCCUUGCUCACCCGAGGACUUGUAGGAGACCAGAUGGCCCCAGUGUUUGGGAGUGGGUUUUGGCAAAGGAGACGUUUUUGAAAGUUGGACUUUGCUAAGAUGAAACGUAGCUGUUGCUGCUGUGUUGCCGCCAACUCUGCUUCUUUUUUCUUUUUAAGGCUGAAGUCGCAUUGCUUUAUUACACGCUGAACAGACAAUAUGCACAAACUGCUAUAUGAAAAGAGUGAAAUAGCCCUGGCCCGAAGAAAUUACUGAAUUGUCAAUGCCCUGAAGCUAUUGAUUUGUUUUUAAAGUGUAUCUCCAGCUUUAUAGAAAGAACAACAGUGCUACUUACUGUGAUGUUAUGUUCUCGUUUCUAAUUCUGUAGGCGUGGGAGGCAGUGAGCUGCUCUCUGAAAUCUUGCAAUAAAAGCUUGGUAUGAGGAGGAGGGAAUUUAUACUGUGGAAAAUGCCCAAGCUUUUCUAUGAGAAAUGUAUAGUGCUGAUCUUUGUCUGAGAAAUAUCAUUUGCUAGUCUCAGAUCCAGGGCAGGGUUAUUUGAAGGUCACAUGUUCCCCAGAAAGACAUGUUUUGUGGGACUGCAUGGCUGCCCUGGAUGCGCCAGUCCCUGUCCUGCAGAGGGGACAGCCCAGAAGUCACCAGCAGGUGAGAAGGAAGCUGCGGAGCAGGCAGGAGCCCACCCAGAUUCCAUACUAGCGGACAGGUUUGUUGUAGGCGUCCUAGAAGAAGCAGAUCUAGAGGCAGCUGAGUGUCAGCGAGCCCAGGAUGUUAGCCCAGAGGAGGAUAUUGUCUACACAAGGAGACAUGGGAAGGGACAUGCACAGGUAUCUGAGGUUGGAGCUGUGGCAGUGGCUGAGCCAUGCAGGUGAGCGCAUCCUCUCUUCAUCGACAAGUCACUGUCCUGGUUUGUGCGAGGGAAGUGCUCCCCUUUCUGUUGCUGCUCAAGGGUCUUAGCUCUAGUCCUGUUGGAAAAGAAGAUGAUUUAAGCUCUGCUGAGGUCUGUGGUGGAAGUCCAGGAGUCCCAGAGCCUACAGUCUGGUUAGAUUUGUGCAAGAGCAGCACAUUGCACGCACAGAGGUGUUGCAAAGGGACACUCCAAGAAAAUGGAGAACAAGCACAGCGAGGGAAAACUGUUGAAUGUAGUGCUGAUGAAAGACAUUUUUAUAUUUUAAGGAAAACUAGAGGUUCAAACUUGUGUGCAUUGCUGAACAGAAUAGGAGCCACAGAAGCAGUAAGUAAAUCAGUGCUAUUAAUUGGCAGGUCCAAGAAGGCAUUUGAGCUAGAAACCCAGGAGUUGUUCAAGGUUUGGGAAUUGGGUUCUAGUCAAGCUACUGAGCAGGAACAUAAAUUAGAGCAAAUGAUAAUGGAAGGGAGAAGCUGAGCAAGUCAAAACAGCUUAUAGAGAGCUGGACAGCCAAAAGCAAACAGUGAUGUAUGCCGAAAGCAAGAAGCCUGAGAACAUGUCAGCACAGCUGCCAGCUUACUGAGGGCAAGUGAGGAAGCCAAAAUUGUGAUUGAGAAACGCUGUGACUUCUGAGCAGAAGUCACAAGCAGAUCCCAGGAAGGUCCAAGUCCCAGUCUUUUUAUUUAAGGUAACAGAGGUGAGGCGCUCCCUCUCAGGGGCAGGUUUUGGAGAAGGCACUCAGAUGCAAGCUGAUCAUGUGAAAAGUGUUCAGCCUCUGCAUCCAGAUGGUUCACCAAAGAGGUCUGCAGGAGCUGAGCAGAAAGCUGCAAACAAACAUAUGCAUUUCUGCAUUAAAAACAGCUGCUGUUCCAAGGAGCUGGAGGCUUUGCUUAUGUUUUUUUAGCUUUUCUUGGAAAAGCUUAGGAUCGGUCCAGACAGUGAUCGAUAGAAAGAUGGGAGAGAGCUAUUCCUGGCCAGCUGAUAGGAAAAAUAAUUAACAACAGAAUGAGAAAACACCAGGAGGAUAAGGGAAACCAGUAGCGCUCAAGGACACGGUCACAUUUCUGCAUGGUGGACACUGUCUCAUUUGUCUCGUGCUGGUGAAGCAGAGGAUAAGCAAGAAGCAACUGGUAUAAUGCAUUUGCACCUUCGGAAGACUUCAGCCCUGCACAAGAGGCUGUCAGUGAGCUGAACGGGCCUCGAGUGACUUGCCUUGGUGAAGAAAGCAAGCAAAUGCCCAGAGAGCCAGGCAGAUUCCUGUGACAACUCCUAGCCAGCCUGAGCUGUAGCAGCCCUGUUUUGGCUGGGCUGGGUGUUUGGCCCUUCUCUUUGGGUUAGCAGCACAGCUGGGGUGAUUAUGGACAACGCCUUCUGAGGUUUGUCCAUGCCUCCCACUGAGCCCCAGUGUAGGGCUGGUUGCCCAGGGAGCCUCAGGUCGCUGUCCCUGGUGGUGGGCUUGCCCUAGGAUGGGAAGGCACCCUGCUGCUUCUCCAUCUCGAGGGCCUGUGAGGUUGGCCUCCGUGCCACACGUGCCCAGCACGAUGUCUGGCUGGUGCAGCUCCAGGCUGCAGCCCCAGCUGCCUGCCAGCCCACGGUGCUGGGACAGGGAAAGAUGUUGCCGGGGACCCCUCCACCGGCAGUGGAGAUCUCACUGCUGCUCUGCUCUCUCCCCACAGGAAAGUCCCACCUGGCCAUCGUGCAGCGGGUGAACAAUGAAGGGGAAGGAGACCCAUUCUACGAGGUGAUGGGCAUUGUCACCCUCGAGGAUGUCAUUGAGGAGAUCAUCAAGUCCGAGAUCCUGGAUGAGACGGAUCUGUACACAGACAACCGGAAGAAGGAGCGGGUGCCCCACCGGGGGCGCAAGCCCCAGGACUUCUCCAUCUUCAGACUCUCAGACAGUGAGAUGAAGGUGAAGAUCUCCCCGCAGCUCCUGCUGGCUACGCAUCGGUUUAUGGCAACAGAAGUUGAGCCUUUCAAGUCACCCUACCUCUCUGAGAAGAUCCUGCUGCGGCUCCUGAAACAUCCCAAUGUCAUCCAGGAGCUCAAGUAUGACCGGAAGAAUAAGAAGUCCUUGGAGCAUUACCUCUAUCAGCGCAACCGCCCUGUCGACUACUUCAUUCUCAUCCUGCAGGGGAAAGUGGAGGUGGAGGUUGGCAAGGAAGGGCUGCGUUUUGAGAACGGGGCGUUCACCUACUAUGGUGUCCCAGCCAUCAUGGCUGUCAUCUCCUCAGAUAAUGAUGUGCGGAAAGUGAGCAGCCUGGCUGGAUCCUCCUUCCUACCCACCUUUGCCUGUCGCAGGACAUGUGUGUGUUGCUUGUGUGGUGUCGCACCCCUGAACAGCAAGGAGGCAGGUCCCUGGGAGGUCACGGUGCCUUGUGGUUCCCCGAGGGGCGGCCUGGGGCAGCAGUGCGGGGCUGAGCCGCGCGAGCAUGUGCAUGCGUGUGUGCGUGCCCAGAUCACCCGGCAGCAGUACCAGAACGCGCUGGCAGCCAGCCGCAUGGACAGCUCGCCCCAGUCCCCGGACAUGGAGGCCUUCAACGACAGGGAUUCGACCAAGGCCUCGACCGCUCGGGGAACUCCCCAGACGCCCAAAGAGGACACCACCACUCUCCUGAAUGAGAGGAACAGCAUUAUGUGCAGCCGGGCCGACGGGCUGCGCAGCCCCAGCGAGUCCGUGUUCUUGCGCAUGGAGGGGAUCCCCUUCAUCCAGGAGGAGCUGGCUGACAACGAGGAGAACAGCAAGCAGCAGAACAAUGAGUGCUGCAGCACUGCCCUGGACGUGGAGUCCCCGGGCAGAGAGGCUGGGGCCAGCUCAUCUCCAAGCAGCUCUGAGGAGACACUGGGCAAGAGGCUGCUGAGAUCACUGAGUGGGCGCAAGCAGCGGCAGUCACCAGAGGGUGAACAGACACCAGAGGAGAGCUCCAAUCUCACCCCGUUAAUCACCUGAGCAGCAGUGUGGCCAGAGCACAGUGCUGGAGGCCCACGCAGACUGGAGGUCUGCAGCAUGGGGGGGUCUCCUGCCGUGAGUCUCAUGUUCAACAGCAGCAGGUCUGCACUCGCUCGCUGCCCGCCUGCCCGCUC
This is a messenger RNA of Struthio camelus australis, 7390 nucleotides long. The record is from RefSeq and is a predicted model, not a curated record. Lineage: Eukaryota; Metazoa; Chordata; Aves; Struthioniformes; Struthionidae.